AUGCAGACCAAACACUUCUUCUCCGACCCGAACCACCUGGUUCUGACGGCGCUGAAUUCCCUGACCCUCACCAACCCGUCCCUUGCGUUGGACCGGGAGAACAAGAUCGUGUUCAAGCGCCCCGAUGUGCCCCGCAAGAAGAACAAGGUGUCUAUCGUAACCGGCGGUGGUUCCGGCCACGAGCCCGCCUUUGCCGGCUUCGUCGGCCACGGUUUAUGUGACGCCGCCGUCGCCGGCACCAUCUUUGCCUCGCCCUCCGCUGAGCAGAUCCGCAGAACCGCCAUUGACCGCGUCCCCACCGACGAGGGCGUCUUGAUCAUCCCCAACAACUAUACCGGCGAUGUGCUCAACUUUGGUAUGGCGACCGAGAAGUGUCGUGCGGCUGGCAUCAAGACCGAAUUCUUUGCCAUGGCCGAUGACGUAGGUGUCGGUCGUCAGAAGAGUGGAAAGGUCGGCCGUCGCGGAAUCGGUGGUGGUAUUCUGAUCCUGAAGCUGGUUGGAGCCCUGGCCGAAGCUGGUGGCAACUUGGACCAGGUCUACGGCCUCGCCCAGCAGGUCAAUGACAACUUGGUGUCCAUCGGUUCUUCUCUGGAACAUGUCCAUGUUCCUGGUCGUGGCGCCCCCGAGGACUCGAUUGCUCCCGAUGAGGUCGAGGUCGGCAUGGGUAUUCACAACGAGCCCGGGUCCCACCGGACUAAGUUUGACCUGGUUCCCUUGGUGACGACUAUGCUCCGUCAGCUGCUCGACCCCAACGACUCCGACCGUGCUUACAUUAAAUACACCCCCAAGGAUGAAUUCGUUCUGCUGAUCAACAACCUGGGUGGUGUCAGCCCAAUUGAGCUGUCUGGUAUCACCGAUGAGGUCCACCGUCAGGUCGAGGGCAACUACAAGAUCAAGCCCCGCCGUGUGAUUCAAGGCUCUUUCCUGACCAGUCUGAACGGUCUGGGCUUCAGCAUCUCGCUGUUGAAGCUGGCUGACACCGGUCUGGGCGCUGGCAAGUCCAUGCUCGAGCUCUUGGAUGCUCCUGCCGAGGCCGUCGGCUGGGCAGCUCCCAUUCCUACCUCCAUCUGGGAGAACCGCAAUGACAGCCCGGUGCAACUGAAGAACUCCAACCUGGCCCACGAGAACCCCAGCAAUCUGAAGCUGGACUCCGCCGUCGUGAAGAAGAUCCUUGGUGCCGGUCUCAAGCGCGUCAUCGAAGCUGAACCCGAAGUCACUCGCUUCGACACCAUUGUCGGUGACGGCGACUGCGGUAUCGGCCUGAAACGGGGCGCCGAAGCUAUCCAGGAGCUCCUGGACAGCGCCUCCCCGCCCCUCGGCGACGACAUCGUCAACACCGUCAACCGCAUCGUCACCGUCGUCGAGAACGUGAUGGACGGUACCUCCGGAGCCAUCUACGCCAUCUUCCUUAACGCCCUGGCCCACGGCCUCCGCGACCAGGACACCGGUUCCCCGCUGCAGGCCUCGACCGAGGUCUGGGCGAAGGCGCUGAAGCACUCCGUAAAUGCCCUGGCCAAGUACACCCCCGCCAAGCCCGGUGACCGAACCCUCAUCGAUGCCCUCGUUCCUUUCUGUGAUACCCUAUUCGAGACCAAGGAUAUUCGCGGUGCCGCUACUGCGGCGCAGAAGGGUACCGAGUCGACCAAGAGUAUGAAGGCUAGCUUGGGUCGCUCGGUUUACGUCGGUAGUGAGGGCGAGUGGAUCGGUAAGGUGCCUGAUCCCGGUGCCUACGGUCUCACUGAGUUCCUGAUUGGACUGGCGGAGGCGUUUUAA
This is a messenger RNA of Penicillium argentinense, 1773 nucleotides long. RefSeq lists its product as uncharacterized. Gene Ontology annotation, biological process: glycerol catabolic process. The coding region runs from base 1 to 1773 and encodes 590 amino acids. Gene Ontology annotation, cellular component: cytosol. Lineage: Eukaryota; Fungi; Ascomycota; Eurotiomycetes; Eurotiales; Aspergillaceae. The record is from RefSeq and is a predicted model, not a curated record. The transcript is spliced from 4 exons. Gene Ontology annotation, molecular function: glycerone kinase activity; ATP binding.